GUUCCUUGCCAAGUCCUCCCCCCCCCCCCCUCCCCCGCCUCACCCCGCGUUAGGUAGCCUGCUUCCGAUCCCUCAUCUCAAUCCGCUUUUCGCCAUGGGCGCCGCCGCCGACAACCACGAGGAGGAGUCGAGCCCCCUCCUCCCAGCUGCGGUCAGCGCCGCCAUCCCCGCGGACGAGAAGCCCCCGCAGGCGCCGGCUCUGGCUCCGGAGGCCACCAAGCUCUACGCCGAUGGGGUCCCCGUCGUGAUGGGCGAGCCGGUCGCGGCCCACGCCAUCCCGCGGGAGAGCUGGAGCUCCGGGAUCCUCUCCUGCCUCGGCCGCAACGACGAGUUCUGCAGCAGCGACCUCGAAGUGUGUCUUCUUGGAAGCGUAGCACCAUGUGUGCUGUAUGGCAGUAAUGUUGAGAGGCUUGCGGCUGGACAAAGCACUUUUGCAAACAACUGUUUGCCUUACACUGGUCUCUAUAUGCUUGGAAACUCCCUCUUUGGGUGGAACUGCCUAGCCCCAUGGUUCUCUCAUCCCACUCGUACAGCUAUUCGUCGGCGCUACAAUCUCGAGGGUAGCUUUGAGGCUUUCACCAGGCAAUGUGGGUUCUGCGGCGGUCUGGUCGAGGAUGAGGAGAGACGCGAGCACCUAGAGGUUGCCUGUGACCUUGCAACCCACUACCUCUGCCACCCCUGCGCCCUCUGCCAGGAGGGGCGCGAGCUGCGCCGCAGGGUCCCCCAUCCCGGUUUCAACAAUGGGCGCUCCGUCUUCGUCAUGAUGCCACCCAUGGAGCAGACGAUGGGUCGUGGCAUGUGAGCAAUUCCAGCUCCUGCCCUUGCCCUGCUCUAGUUGGAUCUGUGCUACCUGUGAUGCCUUCGCCGUGUAGUCUGUCGCCCGUAAAUACGAGUUGUGAUAUGUGAUCAUGUUGUGCUCCGUGUGUGGACUGCUGUACGGAUUCUGAAUUGUAUUGUAUCACCUGUGUUUGUGGUUCGUGGUCCUCCAUCGACUUGAGAAAUUCAAAAUAUCAGACUAAAGUUUAUCCUUGGUA
Panicum hallii is the source of this 1034-nucleotide messenger RNA. Its product is annotated as cell number regulator 8. The record is from RefSeq and is a predicted model, not a curated record. The transcript has 3 exons. NCBI's taxonomy places the organism in Eukaryota, Viridiplantae, Streptophyta, Magnoliopsida, Poales, Poaceae. Bases 95 to 802 code for a protein of 235 amino acids.